This is a messenger RNA of Anopheles funestus (African malaria mosquito), 861 nucleotides long. Its product is annotated as dynein axonemal light chain 1-like. The transcript is spliced from 3 exons. The record is from RefSeq and is a predicted model, not a curated record. Lineage: Eukaryota; Metazoa; Arthropoda; Insecta; Diptera; Culicidae. Gene Ontology annotation, cellular component: cytoplasm. Gene Ontology annotation, molecular function: protein kinase binding. The coding region runs from base 104 to 670 and encodes 188 amino acids.
GCAUAUCCUCUCGCUAGCGAGUGAGCGAGCUGCUUAGUAGACUUGGAAUGAUUUGAAGAUUUGAUGCGAUGAGCAGUUGCUGCUGAUUGUUGUCAGCAAGAAGAUGGCCCGUUCCACCACGAUUAAAGAAGCACUGAAGCGUUGGCAUGAAGAACACGAUGGGCAGGAUCCGGUCGAAGCAGCUGACAUACAGUUACAGUUCCGCUGGCCACCGAUAGAGAAGAUGGAUGGUACCCUCGGGACGUUGGCGAACUGUCAAAAGUUAAGCCUGUCGUCAAAUAUGAUAGAAAAAAUUACCGGCUUGAACGGGAUGAAAAACUUGCGAAUACUUGCACUUGGUCGUAACUACAUCAAAUCGCUCAGUGGUAUCGAAGUGGUAGGCGAAACGCUAGAAGAACUUUGGAUAAGCUACAACCUGAUCGACAAACUGAAGGGAGUGGAAAGUCUGCGUAAACUGAAGGUUCUCUAUAUGGCGAACAAUUCGGUACGUGAUUGGGGCGAGCUAGCGAAACUACAGGCCAUUUCCGGAACGCUCGAAGAUCUGGUGUUUGCCGGUAACCCGCUAGUGGAAAAUCUCGACGAAGCAGUCUAUGUACGGGAAGUGACGAAGCGGUUACCCACACUGAAGAAGCUUGACGGUGUGCCAAUGCUAACGGAGGAUGAGGACUAGUGUUUUGUGGUGUCCUUUGCGGCGCAGACAGCGAUGUGUUUAAUCCUUUGCUGUUUGCACAAAGCGCUCAAUUUAGAAAGCGCCUGUAGGAUAGCAUACACAACCCGCUUCCCUCAAUCUGAUGCUGACGCUGUAACGAUUUGGUAGAAGACCAUAUGAAUUCAUAAAAGAACCGAGAAUGUGAAACAGCA